Sesamum indicum (sesame) is the source of this 1826-nucleotide messenger RNA. The record is from RefSeq and is a predicted model, not a curated record. NCBI's taxonomy places the organism in Eukaryota, Viridiplantae, Streptophyta, Magnoliopsida, Lamiales, Pedaliaceae.
AUUUCCACCAAACAUGUCACCGUAGUCACAUAUAUACAUAUAUUUUAAACCAAAGCAGCAGCAUUUAUUAUAUUGGGCCAACUGCAAUCGAUAUCCAAACACUAUAACACAAUCUUACCCCAAAAAUCAUACCUAAUUUCUCCACAACAAUGGCUGCUCCAUGGUUUCUGUAUAUUCCACUCAUAUUUGCCCUUUACAUCUUCACUCAGCAUUUCUUCCACAAACUUAGAAAUCUGCCACCCGCUCCCUUUCUAAAUCUGCCCUUUAUCGGCCACCUUUACCUCAUCAAGAAACCCCUCUAUCGUUCCUUGGCCAAGAUCUCCGGCCGAUAUGGUCCCGUAGUUCUCCUCCAGUUCGGCUCCCGCCGCGUCCUUGUCGUCUCCUCCCCCUCAGCCGCCGAGGAGUGCUUGACAAAAAAUGAUGUCGUUUUCGCCAACCGCCCGCACCUGCUCGCCGGGAAGCAUCUGGGCAACAACUACACUUCCUUGGCCUGGACUUCUUACGGAGAUCACUGGCGAAACCUGCGUAAGAUUUCAUCAAUUGAGAUCUUGUCCACGAAUAGGCUGCAAAUGCUUCAUCGGAUUCGUGUGGACGAGGUGAAGUCCACGAUCCGGGCCCUGAAUCGGGCUUCGGAACAGCGGCGGGUGGUUGACAUGAAGACGGUGUUUUUCGAGCUGACGAUGAACGCGGUGAUGAGAAUGAUCGCCGGGAAAAGGUACUACGGCGAGAACGUGGACGAUGUGGAGGAGGCGCGGCUGUUUAGGGAAAUUGUUAGGGAUACUUUUCGGCUGGGCACGUCGAAUAUGGGGGACUUCUUGCCGGUGAUUAGGUGGUUGGGAGUGGGCGGCGUGGAGAAAGCGCUGGUGGAGCUGCAGAGAAAGAGAGAAGCUUUUAUGCAGGAGCUGGUUGAAGGGUGUAAGAGAAGGUUCAAGAGUUACGGGGGCGAUGGCGGUGAAGUGGUGGCGGAAGGGCAGACGAAAACUAUGAUUGAGAUGCUGUUGGCACUGCAGGCAAAAGAACCCGAUUAUCACACAGAUGCGCUCAUAAGAAGCUUAAUGCUGGUUUUGUUAAUAGCCGGCACAGAUACAUCAGCCGGAACGAUGGAAUGGGCACUCUCUCUUUUGCUCAACCAUCCACAUGUCCUCAAGAAGGCACAGCUCGAAAUCGACAAUCACAUCGGGCACGACCGUUUGAUAGAUGAAUCGGACAUUGCCGAGCUCCCAUACUUACGCUGCAUCUUGAAUGAGACGUUACGUCUAUAUCCUGCAGGACCGUUGUUGGUCCCUCAUGAGUCCUCAGAGCAAUGCACAGUUGGCGGAUACCGUGUUCCAGCAGGCACUAUGUUGCUAGUGAACGUGUGGGCUAUACACAACGAUCCCAAGAACUGGGAGGAUGCUAGAGAAUUCAAGCCAGAGAGAUUUGAAGGGCUAGAAGGGAACCGGGAUGGCUUCAAACUGAUGCCUUUUGGCUCAGGAAGGAGGGGUUGUCCUGGGGAGGCAUUGGCCGUGCGGAUGGUGGGGUUCGGACUGGGAUCUAUGAUUCAGUUCUUCUUGGGAUUGUCAAUGCCCAAAGCAGAGCCAUUGAUGGCGUACUGCAGAGUUCGGCCUGUGGCAGCGAAGCUUCUUUCCCAGAUUUAGACCAACUGUGGUGGAUUGUUGAGGAAUAUACCAAAGAGUGAGACAAUUGAUUUGUUGUUAAAACAAACAGCUGCCAAGACAAUUGAUUUAUCAUUCUAAAUAUACUGUAAAAUAUAGGAGCAAUAUUGCAUGUAUUGCAGAUAGUUGAAAAAUAUUAUAAGUUUAAUUAAAAUAAUAAUUAAUAUAAGA